AGAACAUGAAUAAGACAGCAAUGGUGGUGUUCGUGACGAUUCCCCGCGAUCUGCGAUGUAAUGACGAGGCGAGCGAGUCGUGAACGACAACGCGACGAUAAGCCUCGGUACGUGCGCGUGCGCUGGCCGCGGCCGUCGGGACCUUGAACACACCGCCUUCCCGCCGCAACACAACAAGCCAGUCCGGCCCGAGCCUUCGACCAAACACGACCGAUUUUUAUUUAUUUAUGACAACCAUACGACUCGAAUCACCUUACGAUAGCGACCAUGUGCCAGUGCACACCCCUCAGUGAAGUGAUCUUGUGAACCAGAAAGUGAUGAAGUGACACAACACACGUAUAGUGCCUAUUUGUGAUGUUUUGUGCCAACCCCUGUGCCAUAUUAGGAGAUACAUAAAUUUCAGUGUUUUUACAAGGCUGGGUGAGCGAUGAAGGGGUGGUUCGACGCGUUCCGCGAGGAAGGCGGGCCAACCCUAUACGCGUACCACAACCGCACCGCGGUCGCCGCGGAUGUGCCUGCGCUUGCGCUAGUGCUUGCCGCGAUCACCCUCUACCUCGCCUUUCUUGCUGUCUUCCCUGGCAUAAGGAAGGAGAGGUUUUCAACGUUCACCAUAGUCACACUCAGCCUGUUUGUCGGUACAGUCAUCCUAGUGUGUAAGCACGGCUCGUCGUGGCACGUGUCGGGCGCGCGUGUUGCUCGAGCUGCAUACCGCGCUUUCUCCGCCGAGCGGCUCGACUGCUGGCUCGCCGUACACGUCGGCCUGGGCCAUGUCAAUGUCACACUGACUGCGGUAUCUUGGGGCAACGCAUCACAAGGCGAUUCCGGUGUGGACUACAACGAGCAGUUUCGAUGGGAAGAAGCGGGUGCUAUCCAAGAUUGGUACAAAGCAGGCCUGGAAAAAGGUCUGCCGUAUCCAGUCAUGUCUGUGGCAGAACAUUUCGCCGUCCAACACGAAGGGUUUGAGUGGGGAGCCAAGUAUAGAGCCGCGGGGUAUACCACUUCCACUUUGUUAUGGACGGCGUUAGCUCUGUGGCUGUUAAUGAACCUCCUUCUGGUGGUAGUUCCUCGAUACGGCGCGUACGCAAUGGCGUCGUUAGGUGUGACCCUUUGCGCAGCAGCGGGCGGGUACUGGGCGUCAUUGCCGCAAACGCCACUGGUAGUUAGGCUCGAUGGAGCCAUGCUGUUCUUCUCACUCGGCUGGUGUUUCUGGCUAGUGCUCAUUGCAGGUUGUGCUUGCAUAGUAGUUGGUUUAUUAAUCGCAGCGCUGGACCUGGUGUGGCCACACAAGUUCUCUACGGUGUUAGAAGUGGACUACGAUACGCCGUACGACAGACAUGUUCUUAUCGUUGACAGUCGGCAGCGAGCGCGACCACAGACUCAGAACUCACUACCUUCUAGGAUAUUAAGGAGAUUAUCAUCAAAAACCAGAGAAACUGAAGGGCAAGUGUCAAUGUCGGUGGUAAGCGAGAACGGAGACAGAGGUCGGGACAACCCUGCGUUCCAACAUGAGCAACGGAAACCUAACUCUCCGUGGAGGUACCCGCUCUUUAGAAGACAGAUUGAUAGAGCGGAUUCAGCGUCAAGUCUGGGUUCAAGUGUAAACGGCAAUAGCUCCGCAAUCAAAAUGUCGCCUCUUGCAAGUGGCUCACCUGCCAUACCUCCACACAGAUUUCGACCUCAAAUUCCUGCCGCCGAGAGAGUGAAAGACAUGUGGUGAUAUGUUGUAGUAUUAUUUAGGGUUUAAGAUGAAGGGAAGUUGUAGAAGAAAGGGGCCAAGUAUUAUUGAACAAUUUCAAUGUGACCGAUCUCGGAACGCUUUCAAACUAACCAGCGUAGAAUAAAAAUAAUAAUAAUAAUAUAAGUGUCAAACACAAGGCCUGAAUCAAAAGGUAUUUUCAAAUCAUAACACACAAGGAGCAACCGACUAAGGUAUAUUUACUUCUACCUCAAAUCUAGGUAGAUACUUUAAGGUUCCUACUAAGUGUUAGACACUUAUAUUCCGAAUUUUUACGAUUUGCCUCCUGCGAAUCUCUUUUAUUGUAAAUAUUGUAAAUUUUUAGUUAGGAAUCUAAAUUAUAACGAAUCCGUCCAGUGUCAUAAAUUAUAAUGUUUAGAUUUUCAAACCAACAUAUUGUAUACCUCGUUUGUAAUAUCGUAGUGUUAAUUGUAAUAGUGCGUUGGAGUACGAUUGCAUCCAGACACAAGUGAAUACUUUGUGCCAUGUAAAUAUUAGAUGUAUCACGAUGUGACACAUUAUUGGUAAUCAUAAUCACUUGAUCCUCUUCAAGAAGUAUAUUGUCGAGCGCCGAGAAUUUUUAAAAGUUACAUGAAGAAACAAAUGCACAAGUUUUACUGUUUAGGAAUAUUCGUAUGGAACUUAAAAAAAAGGUGUUUUUACUUUAAACAAAUUGGUACUUCGGUAAAGAAAAGGCGUAAAAGUCAAACAACAAAGUUUACAAAACGAGUGACAAACAAACAUUUAUAAACGUUUUGGUUCAUAUCUUUCUUCAUUUCUAAAUAUGUUUAGGUAAAAAAAAAUACAUUUUUGCGAAUAACAAGACUGUGCAGACAGAUCGAAAAUUUACAUUACACCUGUUGGUGUUUAAAGUGAAAAUUGUAAAGUAAUCAUUUUUUAUAAAAAAUUGACGUUUACGCCCUUUCUCUCUGGAAGUAUCGAAAUAUUCAAAUGAAAGAUUAUUUGUAAAGGCAAAUUCAGUUUUAUAUUGUAUAAUAACAUGAAAUAAUAAAGAAGAGAUUAAUGUGUUUAAUCACUUUAACGCUUGACGGUUAUAAUUUUCCUGAAAUGGUUCGUAUUUUUAACAGACUUGUUUAUUUAAUGCACCCUAUUAUUACCCUACUUUUUAUUACAUUCAUACGAAUUUCCGAAAAAAACGCAUAAUAAUACCACAUCGGUCGUUAUAAGGUACCUAUUAAUCCGAUAUAAUUUUACCUGAUAACAAAAUGGAGUCGUGUAAUUUAUUAAUACCAUUGACAAAAACCUUGUACUUUACUCAUAGAACAAAGUCAUAGAUUUAGUUAGCUAUAAGUUAUUUAUUGUGUAAUUAUAUAGUUUCAAAUAUCAUAGACGGUUGGUGUGUGCUUGGGAUGUUUGCUAAACCACUUUAUAACAAUUACCUUCUACGUUUUAAUAAAAGUCUUAAAAAAACAUUUUCAAUGUUGUGAAAAUAUAUUUGCAACAGUGAAUAUGAAACACCGACAUUCU
Molecule: messenger RNA, 3223 nt
Organism: Hyposmocoma kahamanoa
Lineage: Eukaryota; Metazoa; Arthropoda; Insecta; Lepidoptera; Cosmopterigidae
Gene: mol
Product: dual oxidase maturation factor 2
Exons: 10
Coding region: 428-1717 (429 amino acids)
Biological process (GO): protein transport
Cellular component (GO): endoplasmic reticulum membrane
Source: RefSeq, a predicted model, not a curated record